Molecule: messenger RNA, 513 nt
Organism: Spirometra erinaceieuropaei
Lineage: Eukaryota; Metazoa; Platyhelminthes; Cestoda; Diphyllobothriidea; Diphyllobothriidae
Source: the annotation of a GenBank genome assembly
AUGGACAACUUCACCUACCUGGGCAGCAACCACUCCCGCACCACCAAGAUCGACGAUGAAUUGGCCCGCCAGAUCUUCAAGGCCAGCCAAAACUUCGGCCGUCUGCAAAGCACAGUCUGGAAUCGCCACGAUCUGCACCCCAAUACCAAACUGAAGAUGUGCAAGGCAGUCAUCCUACCAACGCUGCUGUAUGACGCGGUGACCUGGACGGUGUACAAGAAGCAGGCACGAAGACUCAAGCACUUCCACCUCAGUUGUCUGCUACGGAUAUUGAAGCUGAGGUGGCAGGAUCGGAUCCCGGACACGGAUGCACUGGGGCAGACGGGAAUCCUCAGCAUGUACGCCAUGCUGAGACGGCUGCAACUGCGUUGGAGCGGUCACCUCGCGCGAAUGGCCGACGAGCGGCUAAGCAAACGGCACUUCUACGGAUAUGUCGCCACCGGUUCCCGCCGACAAGCAGGUCAAGUCCGGCGUUACAAGGAUACUCUGAAGACUUCUUUGGAGCGUCUGUAG